CCUCCCGCCCGAGGCGCCCUCCCUUGGUCCACGCACAGGCGCCUUCGCUGGGAGCCGCAAGGUGCUCCUCAGACCUCAAGGGCGCAGCCCACGGUCGGCGGGCUCUGGCGCAGCUUUUCCUAGGAUCGCUCCUGAACACGACCCCAGACGGGGAUGGUCAGUGACUGCCGCCGUCUGGCACUCAAGCGGACGCGGUGAGGGCACGAUGGCGCUGACGGCUCAGAGUGGGUCCCGUCCGGAGCUCUGGCUACUGCUGCUGUGGGCAGCCGCGUGGCGCCCGGGUGCCACGGCGUGCCCCGCCCUCUGCACCUGCACCGGUACUACGGUGGACUGCCACGGCAUGGGGCUGCAAGCGGUCCCCAAGAACAUCCCGCGGAGCACCGAGCGCCUGGAACUCAAUGGCAACAACAUCACCCGGAUCCACAAGAACGACUUUGCAGGCCUCAAGCAGCUGCGGGUGCUGCAGCUGAUGGAGAACCAGAUCGGAGCUGUGGAGCGUGGGGCUUUUGACGACAUGAAGGAGCUGGAGCGACUCCGACUGAACCGGAACCAGCUGCAUGUGCUCCCAGAGCUGUUGUUCCAGAAUAACCAGGCUCUGUCCAGACUGGAUCUGAGUGAGAAUGCCAUCCAGUCCAUCCCCAGGAAGGCUUUUCGGGGCGCCACCGACCUCAAGAACCUACAGCUGGACAAGAACCAGAUCAGCUGCAUUGAGGAAGGGGCCUUCCGGGCUCUCAGAGGGCUGGAGGUGCUGACCCUGAACAACAACAACAUCACCACCAUCCCCGUGUCCAGCUUCAACCACAUGCCCAAGCUGCGGACCUUCCGCCUGCACUCCAACCACCUGUUCUGUGACUGCCACUUGGCCUGGCUCUCUCAGUGGCUGAGGCAGCGGCCCAGCAUAGGACUGUUCACCCAGUGCGCCGGCCCUGCCAGCCUGCGUGGCCUCAACGUGGCCGAGGUCCAGAAGAGCGAAUUCAGCUGCUCAGGCCAGGGGGAGGCAGGACGUGUGCCUGCCUGCACCCUCUCCUCUGGCUCCUGCCCGGCCAUGUGCACCUGCAGCAAUGGCAUUGUGGACUGCCGCGGCAAAGGCCUCACCGCCAUCCCUGCCAACCUCCCCGAGUCCAUGACGGAGCUCCGCCUGGAGCUCAAUGGCAUCAAGUCCAUCCCACCGGGGGCCUUCUCUCCCUACAGAAAGCUGCGAAGGAUAGACCUGAGCAACAAUCACAUUGCAGAGAUGGCGCCCGACGCCUUCCAGGGCCUCCGCUCCCUGAACUCACUGGUCCUCUAUGGGAACAAGAUCACAGACCUCCCCCGUGGGGUGUUCGCAGGCCUGUACACCCUCCAGCUCCUCCUCUUGAAUGCCAACAAGAUCAACUGCAUCCGGCCCGAUGCCUUCCAGGACCUGCAGAGCCUGUCACUGCUCUCCCUGUACGACAAUAAGAUCCAGAGUCUUGCCAAGGGUACCUUCGCCUCACUGCGGGCCAUCCAGACGCUGCACCUGGCCCAGAACCCCUUCAUCUGCGACUGUAAUCUCAAGUGGCUGGCAGACUUCCUGCGCACCAACCCCAUUGAGACAAGCGGGGCCCGCUGCGCCAGUCCCCGGCGCCUCGCCAACAAGCGCAUCGGGCAGAUCAAGAGCAAGAAGUUUCGCUGUUCAGCCAAAGAACAGUACUUCAUUCCAGGCACCGAGGAUUAUCAACUCAACAGUGAGUGCGGCAGUGAUGUUGUCUGUCCCCACAAGUGCCGCUGCGAGGCUGGCGUAGUGGAGUGUGCCAGCCUGAAGCUGACCAAGAUCCCCGAGCGCACCCCGCAGUCCACAGCCGAGCUGCGAUUGAACAACAAUGAGAUCUCCAUCAUCGAGGCCACUGGGAUGUUCAAGAAACUUGCACAUCUGAAGAAAAUCAACCUGAGCAACAACAAGGUGUCAGAGAUUGAAGAUGGGGCCUUUGAGGGUGCAGCCUCCGUGAGCGAGUUGCACCUGACCGCCAACCAGCUGGAGUCCAUCCGCAGCGGCAUGUUCCGGGGGCUGGAUGGCCUGAGGACCCUGAUGCUGCGGAACAAUCGCAUCAGCUGCAUCCACAAUGACAGCUUCACGGGACUGCGCAACGUGCGCCUGCUGUCGCUGUAUGACAACCACAUCACCACCAUCUCGCCCGGUGCCUUUGACACCCUGCAGGCCCUGUCCACACUCAAUCUCCUGGCCAAUCCUUUCAACUGCAACUGCCAGCUGGCCUGGCUGGGUGACUGGCUGCGCAAGAGAAAGAUCGUGACGGGCAACCCGCGCUGCCAGAACCCUGACUUCCUGCGGCAGAUUCCACUGCAGGACGUGGCUUUCCCUGACUUCCGGUGUGAGGAAGGCCAGGAGGAAGGCGGCUGCCUGCCCCGCCCGCAGUGCCCCCAGGAGUGCGCUUGCCUGGACACCGUGGUACGAUGCAGCAACAAGCACCUGCGGACUUUGCCUAGGGGCAUCCCCAAGAAUGUCACAGAACUGUAUUUGGAUGGGAACCAGUUCACCCAGGUUCCAGGCCAGCUGUCUACCUUCAAGUACCUGCAGCUCGUGGACCUGAGCAACAACAAGAUCAGUUCGCUGAGCAAUUCCUCCUUCACCAACAUGAGCCAGCUGACCACUCUGAUCCUCAGCUACAAUGCCUUGAGGUGUAUCCCUCUGCUGGCCUUCCAAGGGCUCCGGUCCCUGCGUCUGCUGUCCCUCCAUGGCAACGAUGUCUCCACCCUCCAGGAAGGCACCUUCACGGAUGUGACCUCCCUGUCUCACCUGGCCAUUGGUGCCAAUCCCCUGUACUGUGACUGCCACCUCCGCUGGCUCUCCAGCUGGGUGAAGACUGGCUACAAGGAACCUGGCAUUGCCCGCUGCACUGGGCCCCUGGACAUGGAGGGCAAGCUGCUCCUCACCACACCUGCCAAGAAGUUUGAAUGCCAAGGUCCUCCCACCCUGGCUAUCCAGGCCAAGUGUGACCCCUGCUUGUCCAGCCCCUGCCAGAACCAGGGCACCUGCCACAAUGACGUGCUUGAGGGGUACAGGUGUACCUGCCCAAGCAGCUAUAAGGGCCGAGACUGUGAGGUGUCCCUGGACAGCUGUUCCAGCAGCCCUUGUGGCAACGGUGGGACCUGCCUGACACAGGAGGGCGAGGACGCUGGCUUCACGUGCUCCUGUCCCAUUGGCUUUGAAGGACCAACCUGUGGGGUGAACAUAGAUGACUGUGUGGAGCACGCAUGUGCCAAUGGGGGCGUCUGUGUGGAUGGUGUGGGCAACUACACCUGCCAAUGUCCCUUGCAGUAUGUUGGUAAGACCUGUGAGCAGCUGGUGGACUUCUGCUCCCCAGAUCUGAACCCGUGUCAGCAUGAGGCUCAGUGUGUGGGCACCCCAGAUGGGCCCAGGUGUGAGUGUGCACCAGGCUACACAGGGGACAACUGCAGUGAGAAUCAGGAUGAUUGUGGAGAUCAUCGCUGCCAGAAUGGGGCUCAGUGCGUGGAUGAGGUCAACAGCUAUACCUGCCUUUGUGCUGAGGGCUACAGCGGACAGCUUUGUGAGAUCCCGCCUCGGCUGCCUGUGCCCAAAAACCUCUGUGAGGGCACUGAGUGCCAGAAUGGUGCCAACUGUGUGGACCAGGGCAGCCGGCCUGUGUGCCAGUGCCUGCCAGGCUUCGGUGGUCCUGAGUGUGAGAAGUUGCUUGGCGUCAAUUUUGUGGAUCGGGACACCUACCUGCAGUUUACUGACCUGCAGAACUGGCCUCGUGCCAACAUCACACUGCAGGUCUCCACAGCAGAGGACAAUGGGAUCCUGCUAUACAACGGGGACAACGACCACAUCGCCGUUGAGCUGUACCAGGGCCAUGUGCGUGUCAGCUAUGACCCGGGCAGCUAUCCCAGCUCUGCCAUCUACAGUGCCGAGACCAUCAAUGACGGGCAGUUCCACACCGUUGAGCUGGUCACCUUUGACCAGAUGGUGAAUCUCUCCAUUGACGGCGGCAGUCCUAUGACCAUGGACAACUUUGGCAAACACUACACGCUCAACAGUGAGGCUCCCCUCUACGUGGGAGGGAUGCCAGUGGAUGUGAACUCAGCCGCCUUCCGCCUGUGGCAGAUCCUCAAUGGCACCAGCUUCCAUGGCUGCAUCCGAAACCUGUAUAUCAACAACGAGCUACAGGACUUUACCAAGACGCAGAUGAAGCCAGGCGUGGUGCCUGGCUGUGAGCCCUGCCGCAAGCUCUACUGCCUGCAUGGCAUUUGCCAGCCCAAUGCCACCCCAGGACCCGUGUGCCACUGUGAGGCUGGCUGGGGAGGUGUGCACUGUGACCAGCCAGCCAACGGCCCCUGCCAUGGCCACAAGUGUGUCCACGGAACAUGCAUGCCUCUUGAUGCUCUCUCCUACAGCUGCCAGUGCCAGGAGGGGUACUCAGGCGCCCUGUGCAACCAGGCUGGGGUGCCAGCAGAGCCCUGUGGGGGCUUGCAGUGCCUGCAUGGCCACUGCCAGGCCUCGGCCUCCAAGGGGGCACACUGUGUGUGUGACUCUGGCUUUGCGGGCAAGCUGUGUGAUCAAGAGUCCGAGUGCCAGGGCGAUCCCGUCCGGGACUUUCACCAGGUCCAGAGGGGCUAUGCCAUCUGCCAAACCACGCGCCCGCUUUCGUGGGUGGAAUGCCGAGGCUCCUGCCGGGGCUCGGGCUGCUGCCGGGGCCUGCGGCUGAAGCGGAGGAAGCUUACCUUCGAGUGCAGCGACGGGACGUCUUUUGCAGAGGAGGUGGAGAAGCCCAGUAAAUGCGGCUGCACCCCGUGCGCCUAGGCGGGCCGGCGGGGCGGGCCAGGCCGGGCGGG
Ochotona curzoniae (black-lipped pika) is the source of this 4830-nucleotide messenger RNA. It is a transcript of the gene SLIT1, whose product is annotated as slit guidance ligand 1. Gene Ontology annotation, molecular function: calcium ion binding; Roundabout binding; heparin binding. The transcript has 37 exons. NCBI's taxonomy places the organism in Eukaryota, Metazoa, Chordata, Mammalia, Lagomorpha, Ochotonidae. Gene Ontology annotation, biological process: negative chemotaxis; axon guidance. The record is from RefSeq and is a predicted model, not a curated record. Bases 206 to 4798 code for a protein of 1530 amino acids.